Ricinus communis (castor bean) is the source of this 1474-nucleotide messenger RNA. RefSeq names its product sec-independent protein translocase protein TATA, chloroplastic. The transcript is spliced from 2 exons. Gene Ontology annotation, biological process: protein transport by the Tat complex. The record is from RefSeq and is a predicted model, not a curated record. Gene Ontology annotation, cellular component: membrane. Bases 234 to 662 code for a protein of 142 amino acids. Lineage: Eukaryota; Viridiplantae; Streptophyta; Magnoliopsida; Malpighiales; Euphorbiaceae.
UUGGUCAAAAUAAAAUAUCUAUAAUCAUGAAAUCCCCAAAAGUUCCAUAGCAGAUAGCACAAAUGGGCAAAAAUCCAAAACUCUCUGCUCUAUCCCCACACCAUAUCCUCAAGCACCAAUCUUUCUCAAACCCAAUCACGCAAUCACACACAAUACACACACACACACACACACACAAUAACCAAAAUCAUCAAAACCCGUUAACCCCAUAACCCCAAAAGCAUCACAGAAUCAUGGAGAUUUCAUCUAUGACUCUCUCCCUUUCAAGACCCACACAUGCUUUCCCUUUCUCCUCUUCUCAUUCCACCUUCUUCAAUAAUGCCAAUCUUCUUAAUACAAACAAGAAACUUAGCAAUAAAACAUUGGUUCUUGGUAAAACCAGGAGCAGAACUGAGAGAACUCGAAAGGGUCUCACUUGUAAUGCUUUGUUUGGUCUAGGAGUGCCUGAAUUGGUUGUGAUUGCUGGAGUGGCUGCUUUGGUUUUUGGACCCAAAAAGCUACCUGAAGUUGGUAGGAGCAUUGGAAAGACUGUCAAGAGCUUCCAAGAGAAAAGGUUUGUUAUAGAUCAGCAUUCCUGGAAGCACUUUAUGACUUUUGUGUGGCAAUGCUUCAAAGCGCAUUUGUGGUCAUUGGGACUUAAAAUAUUUUCUUACUUUUGGUGAAUGUUGACGUGGAGAUGGAGGCCAUAUAGACAUGUCUGUGCUCUGAUUUGCCAUAAGCUCUUUGUUUAUAGAGGACAUCAUAUUGCAAUAAUUAUGCCUUUUGUUGCCUUCUGCUAUGCUUGAUGUAUUUAAAAAAUAUAGGAACUGGGUCCUAGUUGAUAUUUGGUGUCUCUCUCCUGGAAGUUAUGCUAUGUGUUUGGUCAUUUUGGUGGGGUCAGUUUUAUUUAAGAGAACUCAGCUUCCUGCAUACUCUUAGGAUUUGGAUGCUUUUGUAGUUUGUAGUAGUUCUAUCCACAUCUUAAAUGUGUAUUCUUUUGUGCAAUAAACCAUUAAAAAACAUUAAAUUUUGGUACAAGGAGGAGAAAUUUGAGGGUUGAACGCAUGAACUCCUACUGUUUUGCAUCACAAAGCAGGCACUUAACCGCUAGAAUGCUGCCAUACUGGCAUAGCGCCAAAUGAUUAAUCAAGUUUAAAAUGACGUCCUAGUUAACUAUUAGAUUGCUUCUAGCUCUCAUGAUAUGGUAGUAAGCAGCAAUCAGUAAGAACGAUUAAAAAAAUAAGUAAACAAGGAAUUUAUGCCAUCUUCAUAAGAUAAUUAUGUGUGCUGUUAAUGCUUAUUUCUGAACGUUCAUGCUACUGGCUAAGUGUCUUGAUUUAUUAUAUAUCAUUUUUGCCAUACAUUUUAUAAGGAAUAUAGAUAUAUAUGAUCACUAUAAUUCGCAGGCUGCAAAAGAGUUUGAAUCAGAGCUUAAAAAGGAACCUGAUUCUGCAUUGGAAAGUCCAGGAGAAACACCAACAGCAAUCAGUGAAGA